AUGAGUUUCUAUAAUUAAUAGAAUGAUGAAUUAUAUUAUAAAUUGAGUCUUCUAUUUGUAGAAUCAAAGAAUAAUAAGAAGGCAUUGAAAUGUGUCAAAUUCUCAUAUGAUUUUGAAUAUAAUUCAAGUGUGAGAGAUUUAAGGGAAAGAAUUUUAUAAGUAAAUUUAUUAAAAGAAUAUAAUAGAUUUAAUAGCAACAAUAAUUCAAAUACUGAUCUAGACUAUUUUGGUUUGGCAGUAAAUGCUCUCAAACAUAUAUAGAAAUCAUUUUAAUAACAAUAGGCUAAAUAUUAGCCUUAGCCUUAACACUUUUAUUAUGAUAAAAAAUUAUAUCUGAUAAACGAUGAUCCAUAAAAUAGUUCCCCUUGAAGAGCGAUAAAGAAGGAGGUAGAUCAUCCUUCUCCUAGAAAAAAGAUUAAUCACACUAAGCCUAUUUUUUAUAAAGAAUAUUAACAUAAUAAAUAUAAGAAAUAGCAGAUUAUCCUUUUGCAUUAUCAAUAAUAAGCUAAUUAAUCAGAACAUAUAAGAAAAAGAAUAAUUUAUUGA
This is a messenger RNA of Paramecium primaurelia, 546 nucleotides long. The record is from the annotation of a GenBank genome assembly. Lineage: Eukaryota; Ciliophora; Oligohymenophorea; Peniculida; Parameciidae.